Umbelopsis ramanniana AG is the source of this 6627-nucleotide messenger RNA. RefSeq lists its product as uncharacterized. The record is from RefSeq and is a predicted model, not a curated record. The coding region runs from base 154 to 6513 and encodes 2119 amino acids. NCBI's taxonomy places the organism in Eukaryota, Fungi, Mucoromycota, Umbelopsidomycetes, Umbelopsidales, Umbelopsidaceae. Gene Ontology annotation, cellular component: membrane; Golgi apparatus. Gene Ontology annotation, biological process: protein targeting to vacuole; Golgi to vacuole transport; Golgi to endosome transport. The transcript is spliced from 17 exons. Gene Ontology annotation, molecular function: protein binding.
UGUACUGCGAGUCCGGGCUCCGUGCAUCAUUGCUUCUCGUCCUACUGCACUCUAACAGAUUAUUCUUUCUGGAGUUAUUCCGAUUUUGCCUCUGCAGUUCGCAUUAAGACGCUUUAUUUCAUUCGUACUUUGUAAAUAUACAAUUAGCAGACCAUGCGACUGCUCACUGCGACCUUGACAGGGCUGUCCCUGCUUGCGAGCUUGGCUAGCAUCGGGCCUGCUCUGGCACAGGACGUCUCUCAAACGUCUUUUGACAAUCCACCAACGUCAUAUUUUUACUUUAAAGAUUCCGAGGUAAUGCUUUUGCAUGAUGCCGAUUUCCAGUCUGUAUGGAGAUCCAGCAACCAGGGCAAAACAUGGUCCCUUGUAGAAGGUGUUCCCAAAGAAGCGCGAGCCGUUUUUGAGCAUCCCUUCGAUAAGAACAAGGCUUAUAUACUCGGAGCAGAUACCACCCAUUGGAAAACAGAUGAUCAAGGCGCAACAUGGACGAAGUUUACCACUCCGUUGCAACCUGUGCCGUAUGCCUUGAAUUUUCAUGCUGAACGCUCUGAUUACCUGAUCUUCGCCGGACAACAAUGCCAGACCUCGUAUGGAGGAUGCCAAACAGAUAGCUUUUAUACAUUGGAUAACUUUGCCACCAUCCACAAAUUGAGAUCGAACAUUCAAAACUGUUUGUGGACCGUCUCAUCCGAACAAUUUAAGAAUGCACCAACCAAGGAAAUUAUGUGUAUCGAACUAUUCGACAAUGGCAAUAAUCCUAUGCGCAGUUCGCGCCUCGUUCAGUCUGACAGCUUUUUUGAAUCUGGUCUUCAGAGAAUCAAUUUUAGCCAAGACAAGGACGUAAACGGUAUUAUUGACGUCAGAACUAUCAACAAGUUCAUUGUCGCUGCCGCCCGAUCACCUACCUCAAUGGAAGAAUUGGAUUUGUAUAUAUCCAAGGAUGGAGUUAAUUGGCAUGAAGCUGUCUUCCCCAAGGGCCAGAAAAUGGUAGAAAGAGCCUACACUUUGUUGGAAUCCACAGAUCAUUCGCUGAUGGUGGAUGUGCUCAGCAAUCCUAUCGCCUUGUAUGGUGACUUGUUCCGAUCCAAUUCAAACGGUACUUUCUAUGCCAAAAGUUUAGAAUAUGUCAACCGCAAUUUUGAAGGUUUCGUAGACUUUGAACGGAUUCAAGGCUUGGAAGGUAUUAUGAUGGCCAACGUCCAAUCUAGUCCUUCUGACAUGCUCUCUGGCAAGGACAAGAAAGUUCAAACCCGUAUGAGUUUCGAUGAUGGUAGUACUUGGUCUCCUCUGAAAAAGGUCAAGGAUCAGGAUGGAAAAGAUAUGGAAUGUAACAACUGUGUAUUGAGUUUGCAUUCAGUUACUGGCAACCAAAAUGUAGGCGUGGUAUAUUCUUCCAAGGCAGCUGUCGGAUUCAUUAUGGGCGUUGGACAUUUUGGAGAAUAUCUUCUCCCAUAUGAUGAAUGCGACACCUUCUUGUCCAGAGAUGGAGGAUUGACUUGGAACAUGGUAGCUGAAGGAGCUCAUAAAUACGAAUUUGGCGAUAUGGGCAAUUUGAUCGUCAUAGUGGACGAUGAAAAAGCUGUAGAUCACCUCCGUUGGAGUAAGGAUCAAGGUGCAACUUGGAACGAUGCCAAGCUUGAUGUGACUGUACGAGCUCAUAUGUUGACCACCGACCCAGAAUCAACCUCUCGUGUUUUCAACCUAUUUGCCAUUGAUCCCAAAUCUGAAAAUGGCCAGAAAUACAAACUCUUCCAACUUGAUCUUUCCAAAGUACAUUCAAGGCAGUGCCAACUGGAUGAAAACGAUAAGGAUAGGAGCGACUUUGAGACAUGGGCAGCCCGAGAUCUUACUGAAGGACCUGACUGCCUCAUGGGCCACGAACAAAUCUUUUACCGUCGAAAGCAAAAUAGCGAUUGCUAUGUUGGCAUGGACUUCCAAGAUCCCAAGUUGGACGAUAGACCUUGCAAAUGUACCGUUGCUGACUAUGAAUGCGAUUACAACUUUGUUCGUUCUGACGAUGGCAAAUGUGUUCGACUUGGUCCUGAUCCAAUGCCUGCCGGUUUAUGUAAAUCUGAUAGCGAUCUUUAUCCUUCAUCAAGCGGAUAUCGCAAAAUUCCCGGCAAUACAUGUGAGGUACCUGACUCAGGUACACCAAUGGAUGAACCUGUGGAUCGCCUUUGUUCUGAAAAUAAGGGCGGUGUUGAAUACGGUAAACCUGAAGACGGUCCUGCCAAAAAUUAUGGUCUCGCUACUCCUGGUGAUGAACGUAUUAAAGUGACACCUUACUACUUCCAACAUGAAAUUGAGCAAUUUGUUUACUUCAGAAACUCUCCUGCGGUCCUCAUUCGUCUACAGAAUGGUGAUUUAUUUAGAACAGGAGAUGCUGGAGCCACUUGGAAGCGCGUGCUGGAAGAUGCUGGAAAGAUCAACUCCUUUGUGAUGCAUGAGUUUGAGGAUUCGAGAGCUUACGCUUUUGCUGGAGAAACCAUGUAUUUCACAAAUAACCAAGGUGAAAGCUGGGAAAACAUCAAGAUCCCUCACCCUGUCAGCAAGGUCGUCGUCCAACCCAUUGAUUUCCAUCCCGGCGAAAAAGAUUGGCUCAUUCUCAUUGCGGACUCGCCUUCUCCAGCUCACACCAUUGCCUAUAUCUCCAGAGACAAUGGAGGUAACUGGGAGCAAAUCCAACAAGUCAAGUCUGUACAGAAAUGUAUUUUUGGCCGCGACUCCAAUUUCAAGAUCGAAAAACAAACAGUCUAUUGCUCUGCUCAUAAACUUGAAAGCGGCGAUCGCAACAACCCCUUACAGUUGUUCCGAACUACUGAUUGGGGCUCGAACAAUGAAUAUCUUUUCGACAACGUGGUUGAAUUCUUCGUCAUUGAAGAUUUUAUGGCUGUUGCAACGGAAAACAAGGGUAACCUACAGCUGUUUGUCAGUGUAGAUGGUGAUACCUUUGCCCCUGCACAAUUCCCACCAGAUCACUAUAUAGACAGAAACACAUUCACUGUUUUGCAAUCCACAACGCAUUCUAUUCUAUUGGAUGUUUUCAAGUCUACUAUCACUGGCAAGGAAUACGGCGAUCUUUACAAAUCAAAUGGCAACGGCACGUUCUAUCACUUGUCUUUGACCAAUACCAAUGGAGACUCCAGAGGCCUUGUUGACUUUGAAAAGAUGCAGAGUGUCGAUGGUAUCAUCUUCGCUAACCAAGUCAUGAACACCGACGAGUUACGCGGAAGCAAUGAUGUUUCAAAGAAGGUCCGAACCAUGAUUAGCUGGGAUGAUGGUAGCACUUGGCAACCACUUCAACCGCCUCAUAACUACGACUGCAGUGGAACAGAUUGUUACCUCAACCUUCACAGCCGUACCGAUAUCAAUGGCCCUGGUGCCAUUUUCUCAGUUUCUGGUGCACCAGGCAUUGCCAUGGGCGUCGGUAAUGUUGGCGCGCAAUUGCGUCCUUACGAACAGGGAGAUACCUUCUUGACUCGUGAUGGUGGACACACUUGGGUAGAAGUCCGUAAAGGAGAACAUCUGUAUGAAUUUGGUGAUCAUGGAUCUGUUAUUGCUAUUGUCAGCAAUGAAGGUCCGACCAACGAGCUAGUGUACACUUGGGAUCAAGGUGAAACUUGGGAAUUCAUCAAGUUCAGCGAGAAGCCUAUUAGAGUUACAACGCUUACUACUGAACCAACCUCCACCACCCAAAAGUUCGUUAUUAUUGGACAUACCACCUCCUCAUCAGGUGAAGCCCCACAACAAGUCUAUAUCUUGGUCGAUUUCCUUCCCAUUGGUAUGCGCCAAUGCGAAAAUUCUUCAAACUCCAUAGAUUCUAGUGACUUCGAGAACUGGGUACCCAAGGAUGAUGAUGGCGAUAAUAGCUGUUUGCUAGGAAGUCAAAUCACUUACAUUAGACGCAAGAAAGACCGAAAAUGUGCUGUUGGUGACAGAUACCAAUCGCCCAAGAUUACUCAACAAACUUGUAAAUGCCGAGAUAUUGAUUUUGAAUGCGACUUUGGAUUCUGGCGAGAUGAGGAUGGUCAUUGUGUUGCGCACGGCGUUCACCCAGAUAGACCACGCGAUUGUAAAGACAAGUUUACUGGUCGAUCUGGUUAUAAAAAGAUUAGCAAAUCAGUUUGUGAAGGCGGCGAAGACCUUUCCAAAGACAAGGAAUGGGAAUGUGGUGAAGGUGGAUCCGUUACAUCAAACAAGAACGAAUUUGGCGAUGAUAUGGUGAACUAUAUCUUCUUCAACAGCACCGAUCGUGUGAUCGUUCGUACCAACGACCAAAAGGUGUAUUUGAGUGAAAACGACGGCUAUAGCUGGACCCAGCUAUUCAAGGAUACACCUAUUAUUCGCAUGCUGCAGAAUCCACACUUUGAACAGCGGGCAUACUUUAUCACUGAUGGAAAGUCGCACUUCAUGACAACAGACAGUGGUAGCAAUUUCCAGAAGUUUGACGUUCCUAUGGCCCCAUCCCAAGUCCUCCUUGCUCCCAUUAUGAAUUUCCACUCUGGAUCGGCUGAAAAUUUGAUCUAUGUUGGUGAAACUAGUUGCGAUUCAUUUGCAUCGGUUGACUGCCACACUGAAGGUUUUUAUUCUCUGAACGGUGGUCAAAAUUGGGAUAGCAUUGGAACCUAUGUUCGACAAUGUCUUUGGGGUCGAGAUGGUACCAUCACUGCCACUGAUCCUGAUUCCAUCUUUUGUGAGCAAUUUCACGAAAAGUCCGGCAAUCAGAGAACAGCUUACGCCAACCCACUUGAAUUUGUCUCCUCCACUGACUACUUUAACAGCAAGAGCUACUUGUUCGAUGACAUUGUUGGUGUCGCAAUCUUUAAUGGAUAUAUGGUCGUGGCUUCGACUGGACACGGUGGAGCCAAUUUGCAAUUCUCUGUCAGUCUCGACGGCAAAACAUUUGCCGACGCGCACUUCCCUACUUCAUUGGAUCUUCACAAAGAGGCAUACACCAUCAUGGAGUCCAAGUACAACGUCUGGCUUCAUGUUUCCACGAACACUCAUAAGAAUGGCGAGUUCGGUCAUAUUUUCACCUCUAAUUCCAAUGGUACUUAUUAUGUCCUGUCCCUUCAAAACGCCAAUCGCAAUGAAUUCGGUAUCGUCGACUUUGAAAAAAUGCAAGGUAUUGACGGUAUCGCGGUUGCCAAUACGGUCACCAAUCCCAACCAAGCCAAUAUUGGAGAUAGCAAGAAGCUUCUAAGUAUGAUUACAUUCAAUGCUGGUGCGGACUGGAACCCACUUACUGCACCUUCUCAAGAUGCCAAUGGCAAGAAAUAUGACUGUUCGGAUUGUACCCUCAACCUCCACAGUUAUUCUGAACGACGCAACCCAAGAGAUCUCAUUAGUUUGUCGUCAGCCGUAGGACUUAUGGUUGGAGUCGGAAAUGUUGGAAAGACUCUAUCUCCUUAUCUGGAUGGCGAUAUGUUCCUGACCAGAGACGCUGGUAAAACUUGGACAGAGAUUUACAAGGGAGCUCAUCUGUGGGAAUUUGCUGACCAAGGUGCCCUUCUGGUUCUUGUUGACGAUGAAGAAGCGACAGACAGCCUCAAAUACACCACAGACGAGGGCAAAACCUGGAAAUCGUAUCAAUUCGUAAAGGAUGAUAAAAAGAUCCGCGUUUCUGACAUUAUUACGCAACCAGAUGGUACUAGUCAAAAGUACACUAUCUGGGGCAAGGAACGAAGCACUGGCAAGACUGUUGCAUACCAUGUCGAUUUUAGCACCAUUCAUCCCAGACAAUGUAAACUGGAUCUGGAGCACCCUACGGAUGAUGACUUUGAUCUUUGGAGCCCAGAAGAUACCCGAGGUGAAAAAUGUCUAUUUGGUCGCGAAACCAGAUACUAUCGUCGUAUUCCUGAUCGCGACUGCUACAUUGGCACAAAAUUGACCCAACCACAUGAGGUUACUCGUAACUGCGCCUGUACUAAGGAAGACUUUGAAUGCAAUUUCAACCAUAUUCGAAAUGAAAAUGGAGAAUGUGUUCUCGUUGAGGGACUAACACCUCUUAUGCCACAAUGCGAUGGUGAUAUGGACUUUUACUAUGAACCAACUGCAUAUCGAAAGAUCGCAGCUUCCACUUGUCAAGGUGGCACUGAACUGGACAAAGGAGAUCAGAUUUGGUGCCCAGGAAAGUCAUAUUCAAAGGGUAUCUGGGCCGUCUAUAUUCUGUUGCCGUUUGGAGCGGCCGCCGCUAUCUUUGGAGUACUUACGUACCGUAAGAAACGUGGUUUUGGCAGCAUUCGAUUGUCAGAUACUGCGGAGGCUGGUAGUAGAUUAUCUGGUUCAUUAUUAACCAAGCUUGCAUCUGCUGCCGUCGUCAUUCCCGUUGCUGUGUUCAGCUUGAUUUCUCGAAUUCCUUGGCCAACUUCCAUCCCUGACUUUGUACGCAAUAUUCGUUUGCCUACAUUCGGUCGUAGCCAAUACAGUCGACUCAACCAAGACGAGCACGCUGGCGUUCUAAUGGACGACUACGAAGUGUCUAACUUAGAUGAUGAUGCUGAUGAACUGUAGUGCAUCAUCCUCUGCUUUGUCUUUUAUAUUAGAAUUUUUUGUUUCAUUCUACGUGGCCGCGAUACCUUUAUGUGUUAUGCUCAAUUAAAGCAACCUUAACCCAUUAUUGAAAAU